Messenger RNA from Trypanosoma rangeli, 2640 nucleotides. RefSeq lists its product as uncharacterized. The coding region runs from base 1 to 2640 and encodes 879 amino acids. NCBI's taxonomy places the organism in Eukaryota, Euglenozoa, Kinetoplastea, Trypanosomatida, Trypanosomatidae. Gene Ontology annotation, molecular function: protein binding. The transcript has a single exon. The record is from RefSeq and is a predicted model, not a curated record.
AUGGAAGAUAAAUCGUUCGUUGACUGCAACAUGCGGCUGGUGACCAUUCCGUUUGGUAUCAACGGUCUAGAGUGUUACGGUGGCGAAGUCGGUAUGACCCGGCCGCACCUAAUUAGCCCGCUGUCGAUGCCGGGAGCGGUUAGGGCCGGGGCACGUGGGGUGCAGGAAUUGAGCCUCAGGGGAAGCCAGGAGAUCUGCAAGGCGGAGAAAUCGCUGGUUAUGAUUUCGCUGCACAACCGGGGGCGGCUGCUCGUCUGGGACGCCGACGCGCUGGAGGUGGUGGCGAUGUGCAACCACAACGGCUGCUCCGUCGUGCAGUGUGUCGUCACGGCAACGUACUUAUAUGUACGGGUGGAAAAUGGACGCGAUCACACCGACGCAGACACGCAGGUGUACGUUUGGGACGCCAAGGCGUUUACGCUUGUGCGCCGGCUCUCCUCCCACGAGGCGCGUGUGACUUCCAUUGCGGUGAGUGAUGAAAACGACUUACGGCUUGCGACGGCCAGUUUGGAUAACUCCGUGCAUAUCUGGGACCUGCAAAAAAGUGUUACGGGACCACUAAAACGGAUCGCGCUCAAUGGCACCGGUCUGGUCUCGCUCUACUCGCAUGGAUUGAUCUUGGGUAGCUCCUCCAACAACACAAUGAUGGUGUGGAACGCAGAAACAGGGGCAGAGUUGAAGAGGCACAAGGAGGCUGAAGCCACUGUCACCGUGGUACGUUGGCGACAUGCGCCCAGUCGCAUCAUACAGAGUGGCGCAUCCAAAUACGAAAACUUUUCCUCGCUGUUAAUUGGAUAUAGCAACGGUUUUAUUAAGGAAUGGACCUUCGAUGCAAACGCAACGGUGCUCAUGACACCCAAGUGGGGCAACAAAGUGCACAAGGCCCACGUCACGGACCUCUGCAGUGACGAUGAUGCUGUACUAAGCUGCAGCACAUUUGAUGGUGCAUUCUUGCUGCUGCAGUCGCAGGGCCACGUGGCCCCAUUGGUGUCCUACGGAGUUCGCAUCGUGGUACUUGAUUCAUACGCCAAAAAUGCAGUAGUUGGGGUCGAUAAUGGCUCCAUUAAAAUUUUCCACUAUCGUGACUUUUUGGAGGGACACGGUCAACCGUAUCUUCUCUCCUCCUUUUGUCCACAUUCAAGCGGCAUCACGGGCCUGUUUCUGCAGCUACGCGAUAAUUUUACCUGGGAUCGCAUCAUCUGUGCUGGCGCUGACGGGACCGUGGUAUUUCUGGACUACACACGCGCCCGCGGUUCUCGCUUGAUGCGGGGAUUGAAUGCGAGUUCGGUGGAUGCCAUUCCGGGGGGCGAGGCGAUUCUUGCACCAUUGGGGACAGGUGGAGGCAUCCGCCUCUUCAACCCCGUCGACCUUAUCCCUGUCCCGCAGGAACACGAGUUGAAAACAUCGCACGUAGUCACGGCGCUGCGGUGGGUGGCGUCUACUUUUAAAGUUUUGGUGGGCUGUGAAAACGGGAGCAUGAUGUUAUUUGAAUGCGUCAUGGGUGAGCCGUGUUCUCCGUCAUUUCACAUGUUAGAGGAGAGAAACGUUUCACCCUACUUCCCACGAUGCUUUUUCUGCAGUCAGCCGGAUGGCCGCCUGGCUGUGGCAAAUUUGCAGCGGGAUCAAUUUGCAGGGAAGGGGGCAUUUUUGGUUUUGGAUCCAAUAGCGGCGGAUUUAUCCUACCCGAUUCAUCCACUGACGCCAAUGUUUCCCCUCCGCAGCAGCAUUUUCACCUUCACUUCUUCGGAAAUAUAUGAUUACACUGUGGUUGUGCAGUUGCGGGAUGGCAUGAUGAUGCAGUACGUGGGAGAUUCCAUUAGAAAAACGUUGCCUGUCCUUCUGCGUACGCUGGUGAGUUCGCUAUUGAGUAACGUGUUUCAGAAGGAGUCCACAGGUUUUUUGAUCUUUCCCAGCAAUUACAUCUUGAAGUGCAUGCCCACUGGGGGUGGGAAAUUGAACUUUGUGCUCACGUACGCGGAGGGCACUGUGCUUCACCAGAUGGCGUUUGGUGUCGAACACGAUUGCCCGGUGAACCGCUACGUGUUCUGCAAAAGUGAGGAGUUCGAUUUUUCAGGGUCCCUGUCCUCCGAUGGAGACGAUGUGCUGACGCUGGAGGCUAUUGGACAGGGUGAGAUGGCAAUGGCGAUACUGCGCGACAAUCCUGUGGUUGAUAUUAUUGAUAAUGGUGGAAAAUACAUUUACCGUAUCCUCAACACUGGGUGUGUGUGGAAAUGUCAAGCAUCCCCUCGUCGGAGGCGCUCACGCGGCUUUUGCAUUGGCUCCUCCACCUCGAACACCAAUGUUUCGUAUGCCCCGACUUCCUCUCCGUACGCCUGCACAGCCAGCUUUUGCGCCGAGGCGCACUACCUCGCUAUUGGCUACCGAGAUGGAUUGGUGCAGUUGUUUGAUACCACGCAGCAGACAAUAUUUGCACGGUUUAAGGUGCAUACUUCAAUGGUGGACUGUUUGUGGUCGUUUCCCAGUGUUGUGGUAUCGUCCUCGGUGGAAAACGUGUUGCACGCCGGCAGGGUACUUCCACGUGUGAUUUUUGACGACUGCAGCAGCAGCUGUUGGUCGCCCUCAGAGGGUUCCUUGUUGUUGCAGCGAACAUCCACCAGUGUUUCUGCAGUGGAGCAGUAG